Molecule: messenger RNA, 2010 nt
Organism: Brachypodium distachyon (stiff brome)
Lineage: Eukaryota; Viridiplantae; Streptophyta; Magnoliopsida; Poales; Poaceae
Product: brain acid soluble protein 1
Exons: 2
Coding region: 305-769 (154 amino acids)
Source: RefSeq, a predicted model, not a curated record
AAACUCUGUCGUGCCUGUUUGUUCAUCGAGGUUGACUUUUCCCGUGCAUGGACUUUUCCCGGAACGGGCGGGGUGCUAUAAAAGCGGCCGUACCAGCGCAGCCUCUCCUCGCCUCCAAUCAAAUCCUUCCUCCCCCUCAAAACAAAAAAAAUAAAAAAAAUCAAAUCCUUCCUUGGAGCUCGCUCGACGUACAGCCCGAAGGUUCCUCUCCUCCGUUGUUCUCUCUUCUUCUUCCUCCUGCAAUUCUCCCUCUCUCUCUGAGGCCUCGAUCGUCGAUCGGCGUCGGCAGCGCCGGCCGGGCGCCAUGGGUUGCGGUGGCUCCAAAGAGGACGUGGCCACCGGCAACAACAACAACGGCGCCGGCCGCGGCAACAAGCUCUUCAGGAGGAAGUCCACCAUGGCUGCCGCCAGCCACCGCUCCUCCCAGGCGUCAUCCCCGUAUCCGUCCGACGACACCUCCGUCACCGUCAAGGACGUUGUCAAGGACCCGGCGGCCGGCGAGGCCAAGGCCCCUGAGGCCAAGGCGGAUCAGUCAUCGGCGCGCGAGAAGACACCCGUUGGUGCCGUCGUCGAGGAGAAGAAAGAGGGCGUGGUGGCCGCCGCUGCUUCCACGGUGGCCGAGGCGGCACCGGCCGCGGAGAAACCACUUGUGAAGGGGGAAGACGAGCUGCCCAAAUCCACCAUGGCUGAUGAGCAGGCGGCGGCUAAGAUUGAAGAAGCAGAGGAAGAGACGCCUCCUGCUUCCAGAAAUCAGGAUGGAAGCAAGUAAGGCAACAUUCAAGUCUCUUAAGUUUGGAAUGUCCAAAGCUCCAUAUUCUUUUUUCAUGGAAACAAGUUCCCAAUUGGACAAGUGGUAUUUCCUGUGCCCCUCAUAGUUAUCCCAAAGACAAUGAGCCAUUUGGGAUUUAAUGGCAUGAAGUGCCCAGGCAGGGAAUUUAAUAUCAGAAAGUACAUAGAUAUGUAUACUAGGUAAGCACGCUCUAACGAGGAUUAGUCUGCCACCAUAGGAAAGAAGUUUUCCCCUCCACCCAACAACUCUUUUAAUAACCUUGUCAACCACUGGUUGUAAGUCAUCUUUGGUUAAUUUACUGUGGUGUAGAGGCACCCCCAGGUACUUAAUAGGAAGUUCACUUAGUUUACACCCAAAAACAUGGGCAAGAGUACUGGAAUCAGUCUCAGAAAUGUUUAUGGGAACAAGGUCACUUUUACCCAAGUUGAUUCUCAUCCCUGAAAGCUGCUCCUGUUUGGAUCCGGAGAGACCUUUUUGAAUCCAGAAAAUUCUCCGUUCGCGAUUGUCAUCGCUUCCGCCUCUCGGAUCGAUUUCCACCAACACCGAAGCAUUUCAGCUUCUCGAGUGAUUUCUGGAGUCAGGAACAAGGCAGAGCGACUUUCGUCGCGGUUGCUCGUCUGCAAAAGAUGGAGGCGCGUGCAAUUGGAGGCCCCCCGGAAUCCAUACAUGUACAAUCGUCCUCGUCAGGCACCGGCCGCAGGAGGGACCGCCCCUACGGCGGCGGCGGGCGGGGCUGCGCCUGCUGGGGCGGCGGGGGGAGUUCCAGUGGUGGCCGUGGUUCCGCUGGAGGUCACUGGGGGUGGUGCUCCUGCCGCCCCCACGGUCCCGGGCGCUCAAGCCCCGCGCCCGCAGGCUCCCCCUCCCCCUCCUCGGGUGCGUCCUCAGGCGGCUGCUGAUCUGAUCCAGCCCAUGGAUCCUCGGUACGGGGUGAUGUAAACAUGUGCAGGGAAAUCGGUUGAGCCCAGCACCAUCGAACCUAUGGAGGCCAACCUCGUGGACUAGCAAAAACCAAAGGAGGCGGACGCCGUGUCAGAGCCAUCGCCGCCGCAGGAGAAAGAGAAACCCAGCGAAUCGACGUCGAACUAACCAAAGCCAAUUAAGGCGAAGAGAUGUGAGCGAUGCAUGGACGGACCCCCAGUGUACUCCAUUAUUUAUUCUGAUGCACGUACGCGUGUGUAUGAGUAUGGUGUACGUACGUGCCCUUCUUAUCUGAGACACUC